UCUGGCAUCUUUGAUAAAAGGUCGUUGCCAUAAAGAUAUCCUCAACAUUACAAUCGUAAAUUUCACUGGGAAUUGGUAAAACUAUAGUAUGCAUUGCUUAUAUGCGAUAAAUUGAAGCGUCAAUUAUAUCAUUAAAGGCGUUUAAUUUUAUUUUUACAAAUCAAAAUUUUCUUUUAAAUAUAAAUUUAUUUACUGUAUCGUAUACUAUUGUAUUUGUUUUUAGUUAAGCGGAGAUUUAUUUAUAGUAUAAAUUAAAAAUGCGUUUAGUAAUUUGUGAUACAGUAGAUUAUGUGGCAGAAUGGUCUGCCAAAUAUGUUUUAAAAAAAAUAAAUGAUUUUGAACCAAAUGAAAAUAAAUAUUUUGUUCUUGGUCUUCCAACAGGAAGUACACCUUUGGGAAUGUAUAGAAAACUUAUAGAAUAUUACAAAGCUGGUAAAAUUUCCUUCAAAUAUGUAAAAACAUUCAAUAUGGACGAAUAUGUUGAUUUACCUGGGAAUCACUCUCAAUCUUACCAUUAUUAUAUGUAUAAUAAUUUCUUUAAGUAUAUAGAUAUUGAUCCAGAGAAUGCACACAUUCUUGAUGGCAAUGCAUCGGAUUUGGUAAAAGAAUGCAAUGAUUUUGAAAGAAAAAUUAAAGCAGCAGGUGGAAUUGAAUUAUUUAUUGGUGGUAUUGGUCCAGAUGGUCAUAUAGCUUUUAACGAACCUGGUUCCUCCUUGGCAUCACGCACAAGAGUAAAAACAUUAGCGCAAGACACAUUGGAAGCCAAUGCAAGAUUUUUUGAAAAUGAUAUUUCGAAAGUUCCAAAGCAAGCAUUAACUGUUGGUGUGGGUACGGUAAUGGAUGCUAAAGAAGUAAUGAUUCUUAUUACAGGAUCUCAUAAAGCAUUCGCACUUUAUAAGGCGAUAGAAGAAGGUAUAAAUCAUAUGUGGACUGUAUCAGCUUUCCAACAACAUCCUCGUACAAUAAUUAUUUGCGACGAAGAUGCAACGCUAGAAUUGCGUGUGAAAACUGUAAAAUAUUUUAAGGCUCUCAGUGCUGUACAUCACAAAUUGAUUGAGGAAGAUGGAGAUGCAAUCCCCCGUCGUUCAAUACAAAACAAUUAAAAUGAAUUUAUGGGACACUCAUAGCAAAUUAAUUGACGAGCCUGGAAAAAUAUCGAUAUAAUACGAUGUACACUUUGCUGUGUUAUACAUAAAGAAAAUAUUAAAUGUUUGACAUAGAAAAAAUUUAAAAAGAUGGAUCCGAAGA
Colletes gigas is the source of this 1248-nucleotide messenger RNA. RefSeq names its product glucosamine-6-phosphate isomerase (gene Oscillin). Gene Ontology annotation, cellular component: cytoplasm. Bases 258 to 1103 code for a protein of 281 amino acids. Gene Ontology annotation, biological process: D-glucosamine catabolic process; N-acetylneuraminate catabolic process; N-acetylglucosamine catabolic process. The transcript is spliced from 5 exons. The record is from RefSeq and is a predicted model, not a curated record. Gene Ontology annotation, molecular function: glucosamine-6-phosphate deaminase activity; identical protein binding. Lineage: Eukaryota; Metazoa; Arthropoda; Insecta; Hymenoptera; Colletidae.